AGUGCGUGACGCUCGCUUUAGGCCUCAGUUCACACGUGGCGCUGGCGGAGGUUCGUUGUACGGUCUGUCUCUGCUGCUGGUGCCCUCGCGGCGGCCCCGGCGGCCAGUAUGAAGCGUCCGAAGUUAAAGAAAGCAAGUAAACGCAUGACCUGCCAUAAGCGGUAUAAAAUCCAAAAAAAGGUUCGAGAGCACCACAGGAAAUUGAGAAAGGAGGCUAAAAAACGGGGUCAUAAGAAAUCUAGGAAAGAUCCAGGAGUCCCAAACAGUGCUCCAUUUAAGGAGGCUCUCCUUCGGGAAGCAGAACUAAGGAAACAGAGGAUUGAAGAAUUAAAGCAGCAGCAGAAACUUGAUAGACAGAAGGAACAGGAAAAGAGAAGAAAACUUGAAACUGACUCUGGUGUUAAGCCAUGUGAUGAUGAACCUGUGAGGGAGGAUUUUGGGCAAUGUGAAAAUAAGAACAAAGCCAAAUCCAGCAAACAGAAUCCAAAGAGAUUGUACUGUCAGGAACUUAAAAAGGUGAUUGAAGCCUCAGAUAUUGUGCUAGAGGUAUUGGAUGCCAGAGAUCCUCUUGGUUGUAGGUGUCCCCAGAUAGAAGAGGCCAUUGUUCGAGGUGGACAGAAAAAGCUGGUACUUGUACUAAAUAAAUCAGAUUUGGUACCAAAGGAGAAUUUGGAAAACUGGCUCGGUUAUUUAAAGAAAGAAUUGCCUACAGUGGUGUUCAGAGCCUCAACAAAUAUGAAAGACAAAAGGAAGACAAUUAAGGUAAAGAAGAAAGUGCGUUCAUUCAAGAGUGAAGUCUGCAUUGGGAAAGAAUCUCUUUGGCAGCUUCUUGGAAGUUUUCAGGAAUCUUAUGGCAAAGCCAUUCAGGUUGGAGUAAUUGGUUUCCCAAAUGUGGGGAAAAGCAGCAUCAUCAAUAGCUUAAAACAAGAACGGAUAUGUAAUGUUGGUGUAUCCAUGGGGCUUACAAGGAGCAUGCAGGCUGUCCCUUUGAGCAAGCACAUCACAAUCAUAGACAGCCCAAGCUUCAUUGUGUCUCCAGUGAACUCUGCUGCUGCACUAGCUCUGAGAAGUCCAGCAAGUAUUGAAGUGCUAAAGCCAGUGGAGGCUGCCAGUGCCAUCCUCUCCCAAGCUGAUGCUCGACAAAUAGUACUGAAAUUUACUGUCCCGGACUUUAAGAACUCUCUGGAAUUUUUCACUUUGCUUGCUCAGAGAAGAGGAAUGCACCAGAAAGGUGGAAGCCCACAUGUAGAAGGUGCUGCUAAACUGCUGUGGUCAGAGUGGACAGGUGCCUCCUUAGGUUACCAUUGCCAUCCCCCUAUAUCCUGGAGUCUCUCUCCACAUUUAAAUGAGAAUAUUGUGACAUACAUGAAACAUGGCUUUAAUCUGGAACAACUGGAAAAGAACAAUGCACACAGCAUUCAAGGUAAUAAAGCAAGGCUUGUGUAUGGCUGCCAUCUUCAUUGGUUGACAGGUCGAAAGAAGUCUUAUUUGUUUAUGGUUCCUUUCUUAGCUAUUAGAGGCCCUCGUUUAGCCAACAGCAUCCUUUUCCAGUCUUCGGGUCUGACACACGGUAUAAUAGAUGAACAGGAUGUAACUGAAGAGUUGCCAAAACAGAUAGAGAAAAAGGAGUGGGAGAACUCCAAAGAUAUUGAUGACGACCUUGAAAGUAUUGAGGCUGAUGCAAAGAGCUCAGACAUUCCCCCUGCAGAAAAUGCCUGGGAGGUAUUGCCCAAGGAGUCUAAAGCAGAUGAGCAGCAGUCCAUUCAAUCUUUUGUCUUGGAUAAAAUGACUGAAGACAGUGAUGACGCUUAUGACUUCAGUACAGACUAUGUAUAAAAAGAAACUGGUUUUUCCAUAAGGACUUAUUUUGAGCAGACUACUAAGCUGUUGUGUGAGUGAGAGAGCGCACACAAGUGCUGUGUGCCACUCUGGAAUGAUAAGACACUGUAAAUUAUGUGAAUAUGUAUCAUGUU
This is a messenger RNA of Condylura cristata (star-nosed mole), 1973 nucleotides long. It is a transcript of the gene GNL3, whose product is annotated as guanine nucleotide binding protein-like 3 (nucleolar). The transcript has 14 exons. The record is from RefSeq and is a predicted model, not a curated record. NCBI's taxonomy places the organism in Eukaryota, Metazoa, Chordata, Mammalia, Eulipotyphla, Talpidae. Gene Ontology annotation, molecular function: GTP binding. The coding region runs from base 109 to 1836 and encodes 575 amino acids. Gene Ontology annotation, cellular component: nucleolus.